AUGGGUCAGAGAAACCAUAAAAGGAAUGCCAAGCGACGAAAAGUUAACCACACUAACUACAAGAGGUAUGGAAAAUAUUCUUCUGCCUUACGGCAUUGCAGCUCACUCCAUCAAGAGAGGAGCUUUGGCCCACGCCGCGGCGGCAGUGGUCGAACACAAUCUCGACCCAAGAUUAUUAACGCAGCUAGGGAAACACGCGGACCCCAUGGAACUCUCACGCAGCACGGUGCGUUAUCUGGGCCAUUGGGCCGCAACAAUAAACAAAUCAGCACGCCUGACAUCAUUGAUGUAAGAGAAUUGGAACAAUGGGAAUUGCCAGAAUUUACGGGACAACAUUUUGGCGUUCCCUUUAAAGGCCACAAUAUUCUGCAACGGUCACACCGCACUAGGGUGGCAACGAAAGAUGAAGAAGCACGAUUGCCGUUGCAACAAAUAGACGUCGGAACGCUGUCCACCGAAUGGAUCGGAGGAAGGCUGAACAAUAGUGCCGGGAGGCGUUGGGACGAGGUAUGGUAUAUUAUGAAGAAACCCGAAUUACAUGCCAGACGGCGUGAAUCCAAUUUAAGAAUUAACAAUGCCGAUGCGCAGCGUAUGAAGGAAGCGGGAAUUAUUUGUACAGCUUCAUCACACCCAACCAAAGGAUGGGUAGUACCGCCUACGGUGGUGGUGGAGAAAAAACCCUCCGGGCAAAGAAGGCGAUUCAUUGCUUUGCCAAGAGAAAAGAAUGACAAGGAUGAUUAUGAAGCUGAUGUUCCUCUGGAACACAUUUCCCGAUACCUGGAUGCAGUUUACGAUGAAACUGCAACUUUAUUUGAUUUAAAGGCAUCAUUUUUUCAAGUGGCAUUACCGUUAAACAUACGCGCAAGUUUCCGUUGCCGCACGGAAUCAGGGGAACUCGUCGAGUUCACUUACCUUCCUAUGGGCUAUAAAUGUAUUCCUGAGAUUUGA
Molecule: messenger RNA, 948 nt
Organism: Trypanosoma theileri
Lineage: Eukaryota; Euglenozoa; Kinetoplastea; Trypanosomatida; Trypanosomatidae
Exons: 1
Coding region: 1-948 (315 amino acids)
Source: RefSeq, a predicted model, not a curated record